Molecule: messenger RNA, 972 nt
Organism: Aethina tumida (small hive beetle)
Lineage: Eukaryota; Metazoa; Arthropoda; Insecta; Coleoptera; Nitidulidae
Product: ATP synthase subunit s, mitochondrial
Exons: 3
Coding region: 66-929 (287 amino acids)
Source: RefSeq, a predicted model, not a curated record
CGCUUAGUACUAUUUAGUCGCUUAACCUUAAAUUUACGCAAUUUCAAAAUAAGAAUAUUAAGAAUAUGCUGAACCCAGUAAUACGACCCCGUCGUGCCCAGAAGUUGCUCAAAUACUCCAAAUACUUAUCAUCCAAACCAGCCGAGGAUAGUGUGGAGAAAAAUGAAAAUUUACCAAGUGUCUCAACCCCAAAAGACGUAGCGAAAAAAAAAUAUGAUCAAAAAGAUAUUACUGCAAAAGAUAUGCAAUGGAGGACGCCCUGGCAUGAGCAACAAGGAUUUCAUUACAGUUGGUUGAGAAAUUUUUACACUAGUGAUAACCAACGAUCACUCCUACAAGCAUUACAGACUGAAAUUGACUUGUCACCUUCUGCCAUUAAGAAAUGGUGGGCUGAGAAAAAGGAGUUCAAGGAAAUAUUUAUGCAGCAGUAUGUGCCUGAAAGGAAUCAAAAACUUGGAAACGAAUUGGCUGCUGCUCAUUUUCUAGUCCACAGGGGAGGUGCAAUUAAAUUUCACAAUGAGGACAAAUGGAUUAAAUUUGAGAAAUAUAAGUACAAUUCGCUUCCUAUUCAUUACGAUUCCACAAAAGUGCUACAAGCAAUUGAUUGUUCUGAAAUGAAUAUUUAUUAUGAAGGUUUAGUCAAUUUGAGAGGUUUAAAAAAUGUGGAGUGGUUAAGUUUCAAUGGCUGUGAACAUAUUGAUGAUUGGUGUUUAGACAGGAUAAGCAAUAUAUUUAGUCAUAGUUUAAUUUAUUUAGAUUUAAGGGACUGCCCUAAUAUUACUGAAAGAGGUAUUGGUGCAUUGUACAAAAUGAAAAAAUUGAAACUUUUAUAUUUGGAUGAUUUACUUAAGGACACUAGGUUUGAAAUGACUUGCUUGCUAUUGCAAGAGGUCAAUCCUAGUUUAGAUAUAAGAAGUGAAGAGUAUUAAAUUAUUAACACUGUAUGUUAAAUAAAUUUGUUGAUUUACACAA